AUGUUAAGAUGCUCCAGGAUGCGGAAGUACGACGAGCAGCUACUGCUUGUGCAGAAAUAUUUGAGAGGAUGGAUAAAGAGCUCUUUUUCGGAUUGUGUCAGAACCUUGGCCCUAGCCUUUGUCAAGAGUGGUUCAACGAAUUUAAAGGCAUCAAUCAACUUACAGAAGACAUCACGCCGUCAAAUAAUGGCACCCAGUUGA
Molecule: messenger RNA, 201 nt
Organism: Fusarium odoratissimum NRRL 54006
Lineage: Eukaryota; Fungi; Ascomycota; Sordariomycetes; Hypocreales; Nectriaceae
Exons: 1
Coding region: 1-201 (66 amino acids)
Source: RefSeq, a predicted model, not a curated record